AUGAAGGGUUUCGAAAUAUCCAAGCUCAGCAGAGGCGACAGCAAGUCGGUGGCAGCAGUCGCCAAGACACUUUGCCGAGCCAAGUCGAUGGUGGAAAGUAUCACAAAAAAGUCUGCGUGGUAUAUCGAGGUUGUCGCGGUGGACCCAUCAUACCAAAAGAGAAGACUCGGCUCUCAAAUGGUAGAGCAUCUCCUGAGCCUUUGCCCUCCAGGCCAUCCAGUCUACCUGGAAUGCACCGAUCGUAAGAACGUGGGGUUCUACGAGAAAUACGGUUUCAAGGUUGUAACUGAGGUGCGAUUGAUAGAUCCUUUGAUAGAUUCGGACGAAGGGGUGACAUUAUGGCUUAUGGCAAAGCUAUGA
Messenger RNA from Diaporthe amygdali, 360 nucleotides. RefSeq lists its product as uncharacterized. The coding region runs from base 1 to 360 and encodes 119 amino acids. The record is from RefSeq and is a predicted model, not a curated record. Lineage: Eukaryota; Fungi; Ascomycota; Sordariomycetes; Diaporthales; Diaporthaceae. The transcript is spliced from 3 exons. Gene Ontology annotation, molecular function: acyltransferase activity, transferring groups other than amino-acyl groups.